AUGGACGCAAGCGAGACACAGUAUCUCUUCAAAGAGACCCGCCUGAACCUCGACCCGCCGUCGCCCGCGUCCGGGGUCGGCAUUCGCGUCCCCUCAAAGGCGGCCAGCUUCAGAGGCCAGCAGAGACUGCUCGCCAACGACUCACCUGCCGAGGACGAGACGGCCUUUCGCCUCAAUAACCUCGCCACCGCCUCCUCCGUCUACCACCGCAGAUGGCACGACACCCCGCGCAGCUUCCUAUGGCGGGUCCUCGAGGACGGCCGGGUGCUGAGCAUCCGCGCCGUCGACAUCUGCAAAAAGGACAAGGCCCCCGAUGCGCCGCUGGUGCUCAACUUUAGCUUCGCCGUCCCCAUCCAGCCGGGUUGCGUGGCCUUUGCGGAUCCAGAGGAGCACGAUGCGCUCUGCGUCUUUGUCCUGGACCAGGCCUCGCAGCUCUACACCUUUACCCUGCGCCCCGAUCUGUUCAGGAAGCGGACGGCCGUCGACGCGAGCCUGUCGGAGCUUGGAAAGGUCCAGUCGCCGGCGGGCUUGGGCUUCAAGAGUCCUCACCGACUGGUGGCUGUGAAUGUGAAUCUGAUUCUGGCGACUGUCAACGACGGCGGCAUCAUUCGCUUCGACAGGACCAAGACCAACGACUCGUCCGGCGUGAUUUGGAAGGAAUCAUUCUUCAAUGUCCAGGGCUGGACCCAGAACCUCCGAAGCCUGCUGCCCUUUCAGGGCAAGCACACAAUCAAGUACGGCAAGGUCAGCAUGGAAUACAGUGCCGCAACCUCCAUUCAAGUCUCGUCCUUUGGCCUCGAAGAUGGCUUGUUUGCCAUCACCGUCUGCCUCGACCACCGCAUGCGCAUCUGGAAUGUCGAAGACGGGCAGAUUCUUCACACGGGAGACAUACUCGACGUGGAGAGGCCGCCGCAAGAGGUGGGGAAAUGGUCCAUUCACCCGUCGCAGUCGAACCUGGUUCAGCUUGUCGGGAGGAACCGGGGGCAGAGGAUUUGCGCAACCUAUUCACCCGUCGGACAGGGUGAGUUCAAGUUCUGGAAGAUUAUUGUCAAGGACUCCCAUACGGUCAUCGUCGAAGACGUCUUCCCCAAGAACACCCUUUUGCCACCAGCUCCCUCCUCGUCGGAUAUAUGGACCAUGACCGACUUUGUCUUGUCCUCGCCGGCAGAGGGCUCCAUUAACAUUUGGACUCUCUGGAAGAACAACAUGACGUACAGAGUGCAGCGCCUGGAGCUCGACCGAAAAAACAUGGAGCUCACGUGGGAGGAUAGCUGGGAGGGAGUCUUUUCCGAUGCUGGAAUUGCCACGGUCCAUGCCUCCGGCCCUUGCGAUCCGACCGACGUGACCGAAAAAUGGCUGCAGGCCAUUCUUCAGCCCGGAAGAUUCACAAAGGCAACCCUGGAAACGGCCCUCGCUAUAUACGAGCGCGGGCUCGGAACCUCCAGGGACAGCAGCAGGGGGCGAGGCCUGGCCGAGAGCAUCUGCUCGGUGUUGGGCUCCACGGCGUCCUUGGAGCGAGGCCCGUCUGGAGCCAUGGAUUAUGAACAGUUCCGCGCCUCCAACGAAACACAGUGGCGGAGAUUUUAUCGCCUCCUCAACGAACUGGAUCGACAGCGGGGAGAGGCACUCGGCCUCGCUCUCGAUCCCGAGGCUGACAUGGUGUGGGUUGUGUGUACCGACCUUCUCUCGGCAAUAACGGAGUGCAGCAGCCUGGAGCGACUAUGCCACAACUUGGUCUCGCCGGACGAGGAUCAAGUGACGCUGGCUGCUCUGGUUGGCUCUGCGUUUUCCUUUGUCGACGGAUUUUCAGACAACUAUAUUCAGCUCUGCAACGCCGCCCUGCGACGAGAAAUAUUCGAAGACUCUCCCAAGACGGACCUCGAGCGCAUCCAAUACUUCUCCGACAAGGCUGGAUUCUGGCGCGGCAUCACCGACGAGGACUGUGCGCAGAUCGUUGAAGCUCUUGGCGCAAACUUUGGUGCCGUGACGGAUAGGCUUUACAGGACUCUCUUGGACCUGGUGGCCGCCCCGCUCGAGGCGAAGCGCCGGCAGCUCCGACAUCCUUUGACCGAGUUCGGCAAGAGGCUCAUCAUGAAGGGUGUGCAGGACUGCAUCGAGCUGCAAUGGCGAUUCUGCUUCUCCCAGCUUAUCCUACUGGUUCAUAUGGAGUUCGAGUUUGAUAACGAGGAAGAAGCCCUCCAUCACCGGGUCGACGUCGGGCUCGUCUUUCGUGAGCUCGUUCACGCUCUGAGGAGGUUGGAGCUGCUGAAAUGGCUGGCGCGAACAGAGUUAUCGGUGCCGCUGUUCAGGUCAGAAAAGGGAACGCCCUCGAUGGGGUCGAAGAAGGGUGGCGAGGAGACGCAGAUUGUCACUGCUCUAGAGGCAAAUGUCGGCCAUCUCCUGGGCGUUGGCAGCGCGAGAAACGAGCCGCUCUCCCUCACCCUUACCGAACUCGUCGCAAACCUCUGCGCGCCGGAUAGCGACAUCGAGGUCUCGCCCACGCUCAUCCAGUGCUCGCUAGUCAGGCGAGAGAGGGCAGACCUAGCCCUGGACCUGGCUCCAUUCUGCGAUCAGAAUCCGUUCUCAGUCUACAUCCAGGGGCGGGUGCUUCUGGUGCUGAAAGACUUUGAAGCAGCGUCCACCAACUUUAGAAAGGCAGCCAUUGGGAUGGGCACCGAAAGCGUCCAGUCUGAUCGACACAGCUGCGGCUUGCUCGACGACACAGAGUGGAAUCUGCUCAACAGCGGGCAGGCAAGAUACUACUCUCAUAUUGCCGCGCUGUACGAAGAGCACAGGGCAUACUCAUACGUCUUAUGCUUUGCUCGGUUAGCGGUCCAGUUUCUAGGCCUGGCCAAAGGCGACGUCGACGACAUCAAGACGGACAUGCUGAGCCGGCUAUUCCACGCGGCCUUGACCACAUCGCAGUUUGAGUUGGCCCACACGAGCCUCCUCUCUAUCAAGGACGACGCCCUAAGGCAAUCCAGUCUGCGAAUGCUUGUCGACAAAAUGUGCGAUACGUACCAUAGCAUGGAGCUCGUGGCUCUGCCUUUUCCCGGCAUGCAGCAAGAGGUUGACACAAUCCUGGCUCAACGGUGCAAACGCACCAUGGACGUGAUGAACGGGUUCCCGUAUCACCAAGUGCUCUACUCGUGGAGGAUCAAGCGCAGCAAUUACCGCGGUGCGGCCUCGAUUCUCUUGGACCGCAUACAGAAGCUGAGGCACGCCGGGGAAGCAGACAAGAUCACGGGAGAGGACGUUCUCGACACGCCCGUGACACGGCAGUACCUGAUGCUCAUCAACGCGCUGAGCUGCGUGGAUCCCAAGCAGGCAUGGGUGUUUGACGAGGGCAUCCCGGGGGUCCACGACAAGGGCAACGAGGCCAGCAAGCGCAAGGUGGUGUCUCUGGCGGACGUCAGGAAGCAGUACCAGGAUGAGCUGGACAGAAUCGCUGCCAUUCAGAACAACCAGUUUGGAUUCGAGGCGGACGAUGUCAUGGACAUUGUGUGA
Molecule: messenger RNA, 3507 nt
Organism: Hirsutella rhossiliensis
Lineage: Eukaryota; Fungi; Ascomycota; Sordariomycetes; Hypocreales; Ophiocordycipitaceae
Product: nucleoporin domain-containing protein
Exons: 3
Coding region: 1-3507 (1168 amino acids)
Cellular component (GO): nuclear pore
Molecular function (GO): structural constituent of nuclear pore; protein binding
Source: RefSeq, a predicted model, not a curated record